Molecule: messenger RNA, 543 nt
Organism: Acanthosepion pharaonis
Lineage: Eukaryota; Metazoa; Mollusca; Cephalopoda; Sepiida; Sepiidae
Source: the annotation of a GenBank genome assembly
AUGGUCAUUGAGGCACCAGCUGUCCGACAAUACGCCGACCUCCGCCUACAUCACUUAAAUACUGCUACCAUGGCCUUUUAUGAUGUCUCUCUUUCACUCUCCCUCUUUCCAUCUCUCCCCCUCUCUCCUCUCCUUUCUCUCUCUCUCUCUCUCUCUCUCUCUCUCUCUGUAUGUCGAGCCUGUUCAUAUCUAUCUAUCUAUCUAUCUAUCUAUCUAUCUAUCUUGGUCUGUUUAUAUCUAUCUAUCUAUCUAUCUAUCUAUCUAUCUAUCUAUCUAUCUUGGUCUGUUCAUAUCUAUCUAUCUAUCUAUCUAUCUAUCUAUCUUAGUCUGUUCAUAUCUAUCUAUCUAUCUAUCUAUCUAUCUAUCUUAGUCUGUUCAUAUCUAUCUACCUAUCUAUCUUAUCCGUUCAUAUCUAUCUAUCUAUCUAAGUCUGUUCAUAUCUGUCUAGCAAUAUAUCUCAGUCUGUUCAUAUCUAUUUAUCUACCUAUCUGUCUGACACUUUAUUCAUAUCUAUCUAUCUAUCUAUCUAUCUAUCUAUCUUAG